This is a messenger RNA of Soboliphyme baturini, 1698 nucleotides long. The record is from the annotation of a GenBank genome assembly. NCBI's taxonomy places the organism in Eukaryota, Metazoa, Nematoda, Enoplea, Dioctophymatida, Soboliphymatidae.
CAUUCAUCACCUCCACCAAACUUGUUCGAAAUUGGAAUGAAACUUGAAUCAACGGACCCACGAUGUACAACUUCGACAUGUCUGGCGACAGUGAUGGCAAAGUUUGGUCCAAGGCUUCUGCUACGUUUAGAUGGAUCUGGCUCAAGUAACGAUUUUUGGGUCAGCGUCGAUUCCAGUUGCAUUCAUCCGAUCGGAUACACCGAGAAGAGCGGCGGCAUGCUGCAGCCCCCAUUAGGUAAGUUGUUUUGCAAUGUAAUCAAUGGCAUGAAAGAGACGCUGGGCAAAAAUCCCCCCAAGCAUCCUGGUACAAAUAAAUUUGAAGUGGGCAUGAAGCUUGAGGCCAUAGAUCCAAAAGAACCGAGAAUGAUCUGUCCGUCAACCAUCGUACAGGUGAAGCCUGACAAGGUCGAAGUGAUGUUCGACGGCUGGAAAAUUCGUCAAUGGUAUGCUUUCGAUUCGAAGCAGUUAUUUCCGGCCAAUUGGUGGCAGAAGAUCGGCGUCAAUGUCACUCCACCUCCAAACAAGAUGCGCUGCGUACGAGGUCGUUGUCUGCCUGUUUACAAGAAGCCUACUACUCCUUCGAUUAUGCCUACGACGACUUAUUUCGACGUUGCUCAGUGCAGUAGCGGGGGAUCUCGUGUGAACGGCUUGCAUCAAAAACUGACCUGCUCUGAAAUAUCAACGUCGGUCGCACUGAAGGAGAACAACACAUCCAUGAAAUUCUCUCCGCAUCGAUCUUGUCCUCCCACACCUUCCCAGCGAGGAUCAGGACGCAAAAGCGACCUCCGCAUGUGCUGCACCCACGGACUGUAUAGAUCUGAUGCAGUCGUCGUAGACCUCUUCGGCUCCAAACACCGACCAAAUGCUACUUCCACAUUCGCCUCCGAGUCCAGUCCAAACCAUAGUACAAAGUACGUCAGUUCACCGAUGCUCAACGGCGGAAGCGCUGCCGAACAGUAUGUUUCUACCUUCGCCGUCAAUAGUGAUAUUGAGCCAAACGAGCGAGACGUCAUGAUUGGUUGUGAUGACUCCGACGCCACUCGCAAAUUUUGUAUUUAUCUAAACGCUUCCUGUCGUCUUGGAUCCUGGCUUGACCCUCUGAAGCUGUGCGACGCCCCGCGGAAGUUCGGUCCUGCAAAUCUAAACCAUGUGAUGCGCAUGGUUAUACAGACCCUACUCGAUUGCGCCCUGGAUGUGCGUGCCGUAUUCUCUGCCAUACCAAGGGGAGAAGGUUAUGUGACCGUCACGGCUGAUCUGGAUGGCGUCGCAUACGUGCGCUACCUACCUGUGUGGGGUCGAGCGGAAACCGCUUGGGUUUACGUGUCUGAACUAUGCAGUUUGCUCGGUUGCUGUCCUAAUCUGAUUAGCGGUGAACCGGUUUGUAAGCGAUGCUGUGGACAGAAGGAGGUUCCACGCGAGGCGUGCUUCCAUUCUCCUCCCAAAAAAUUGCGACGAAUUUGUGACAAAGAUCCAAACAGCUGGUCAGUCGAUGACGUCUUCCUUUUCGUCUCAAGUGUUGUGGACGAACAGUCCGCGGAUUUGUUUCGGAAACAGGAAAUCGAUGGCAGUGCUUUGUUUCUUUUGUCCAAUGAUAUGAUGAUCAAAUAUUUGAACGUUCGUCUCGGUCCAGCUGUGAAAAUAGCAGGUGCCAUUGAAAAAAUGAAGAUGAAUCGCAAAGUGGUUAAUCUGUACGCAUAA